This is a messenger RNA of Thrips palmi, 2255 nucleotides long. RefSeq names its product zinc finger protein-like 1 homolog. The record is from RefSeq and is a predicted model, not a curated record. Bases 309 to 1241 code for a protein of 310 amino acids. Gene Ontology annotation, cellular component: Golgi apparatus. Lineage: Eukaryota; Metazoa; Arthropoda; Insecta; Thysanoptera; Thripidae. The transcript has 7 exons.
UGAUUUCUACGUAUUCGUGUCAGUUAACGCAAAAAAUAAUGUUAUCUAAAGAUUGAAAUUUUUGUACUGUUCGCGACAUAGUAUGGCUGAUGCAUUGUCAGCGUACUCUGAAAAUAGCACUACAAAUGACAGGACUGACUGACAGAAUCAGACGUCACUCGUCUAGUGUUGUGACUAAACGUGGCGAAAUGUUUCCAACCCGGUAAUUUUAUUUGUUUUUCUGUUUUCCCAAAAGGAAUCUCCUCUGUUGACAUUCAGUGAGUGGGAGUAUUGUGUGAGUCUAUCGAUAAGACGUUGUUUGUAUCAUAAUGGGUCUCUGCAAGUGCCCCAAAAAACGUGUAACAAAUCAGUUUUGCUUUGAACAUCGCGUGAAUGUUUGCGAAUACUGCAUGGUCACAAACCAUUCAAAGUGUGUGGUUCAGUCCUACUUGCAAUGGCUUCAAGAUAGUGACUACACCCCAAUUUGCGAACUUUGCACGAGAGAACUGUCUACAGAAGAUUGUGUCCGCUUAGUGUGUUAUCACGUAUUCCAUUGGGGAUGUCUUGAUGCCCAUGCAAGACGCCUUCCAGCCACAACUGCGCCAGCUGGUUACACUUGUCCAUUUGCCAACUGCUCCCAGGUUUUGUUUCCUGCUGCAAAUCUUGUCUCACCAGUUGCUGAUGUCCUGCGGGAAAAACUAGCCGGAGUCAAUUGGGCAAGAGCUGGACUUGGAUUGCCUCUGUUGAGUGAAGACCGUGAAAUCAAGCCUCCAUCAGAGGGACGCAAGUUAGUCACUGAUUUCAAUGGUCCAAAUGGAAGUCAAAUUCCUCAGGUGAACCAUUCCAACAGCAUUUCAAAUAAUGCGGUCAAUAACUCAAGAUCUUCAGACCGUGCCCCGUCACCUCACUCAGUUGUGGAUGUUGAGGAGUCUUUGUCAAAUUACAGUUAUCCUGUUUCAGGUCAAGCUCCAAGACGAGUGUUUCAGGCCCUCGAUGAUUCAAGAGAUACUUUGUUUGACCAUGAUGAAAACAAGUACAAACGCCGCUCUGCUAUAGACAUGUUCAGGAGAUGGUGGAAACAACAAACAAACCGAGGAGGCUCAAGACAGUCCCAAAGGCGCUGCAUGAUGGUAGCCUCACUCAUAUCUUUUACGAUUGGUCUUCUAAUCUUCUGCUCAUGGGCUGGCAGGAGAGCUACUGAAGAUGAUCCUAACUUGGAUCCAAUGCACAAUCCAAACAUUCAUGUACAGAACAUCGAGUGAGCAGCUCAGCCAAUCAAUUAAUCUAUUGCGGCGACAAAAUUGGAAGCAUCCAAUAGCAGUUGGGGUUGUGGAUGUAUCAUACACCUAACGAAGUAGCAGCUUAGUAACUGAAAUUUUGUAUCUUAUGGCACACCUCAUACUGUCCUUUUUUAUUAUUAUGGAGAAUUGUGAAGGGUUGGAUUUAAAGACUGAUUUGAUCAAUUUGUGUAUGGGAAAUUGUGCAGCAUGAGUCUUUAUUGUUUGCCAAUUAUUUUCAGAUAUCCUUAUAUGUGCUUUUCCAUCACUGGGACUUUUCCACCUCCAUUGUUGUUGUGAUGGAAAGGUUUGUGCUUUCUUCCAAUCAGGUGAAUAAUAAGCUGGUAACUUUUACUGUGCAGAACUGGGGCACUGUAUUGGGGGAGCAUUGUAAUAAUUUUCUGGGUUAGUAAAUUUAAAAACAAGCAGUAAAGAGAUAUUGUAAUAAUGUUGGCAGGCUUCCUGUGUAGGGUCUAUUGACUGGAAAUGUAGAAAAUUAUGCAGUUUAUUGUUCAGGUCCUUAUGAUUUAGCCCGAGGCCAUCUAAUCUAAACUUUCUGGUCUUGACCAUGCAAACUGCUUUCUUUGACUUGUAAAUUUGUCGAUAAAUAUCAUAGUUGACGGCUUGACACAAUUUUAUCAUUGUUAUUACCAGUUCAUUGUUUGUUUUCUUGUUUUGGUUUUUUUUCCUGUUAAGAAAAGUAGAUAAUUUUUAUAUUAUUAGCUACAGACGUGUUAAAUGAUAAAAAGUUGAAAUGGGCUUGAUCAGUUUUUCAUCAACUCUGUUUUUACUUGUUGUAGUGUCCUGUCAUGCAGUACUUUUAAUAUGAAUCUUGCUGAGCAUCAUCUCUUCCUAACGUCCAUAGUGAGUUAUGGACAAAUGUGAGCACACUUUGGAAACAUAUGGGCGUGCUCAAAUUUGUCCGCAUUAUCAUAUGUUUUAAACAAACCUUGUUGUUUGGUCAGGAGGUGAAUUCAAUUAAAAGACCAUUCAAACUGC